CUCCGGACCGCGAGCAACGGCUCGAUUCGCGCCGUCGUCGGUCGCGACGCACCCUCCCGACGCGCGGAACCACCCCUACGGCUAUCGCUCGUGAUCGCGCGGCGGCGACCUACCCCAAGCGUUCGCCGCGGCGCCAGGAGAAAGAGCGACGAAAGUCAGCAGAAGUCAGAAAAUAUCCGGGUCGACCUCGCGGACGAUCCAUUAGCGAGUAACGUCGUCGAAGCGCCAGGGCGACCGGAAAGAGCAAGAGAGGAAGAGAGAGAGAGAGAGAGAGAGAGAGAGAGAGACAUCCGUCCUUCGCGCGUUUCGAGUGCGUAAUUAAUCGCGGGGACUUAAUCGAGUGCCGAAUUAAUCGCGACAGAUUUACGAGCGGUUGUGACAGUGCCGCGUGACACUCGGGCGCGAUUAUGAAACGCCGUCGCCGGUGCAAGUGAUUUAGUAAUAGUAGUCCAGAGAGGAGGGAAGGACCUCGCGCACGCCGAGUGAGAGCUACGAGCCCGUGUGUCGCGGGGAUACCCGGAAGAUGGAUCGCGUUUCAGAAAACAUCCAGGAACACUGAUCCCCCGACCGCGGCCCGAGUAAGGAAGAAGGAAACGCCGUGAAGAAAACGUUCUUUCGCUGCACGGCUGCAGGACGUCUUCUUCUCGGCAGUCUAAUUAAUCUUCCAGACGUAACGAGCGGACCGCCCGCGGGAGCUCCGUCGCACGACACCCUGAGGAGGCGCCCACCUCCCCGGGUGUAAAACUGCGAGCCGCCGAGUAGUACGAGCUGUAAGUAAGCCAGCCAGCACCUUACGUCUUCUACGACGACAGGGGGACGAGGACGGCGCGCGAGAAGAUUCGACGUUCGGGAUGCCGUCUUAAUUAACAGAGCCGCUUCACGACUAACCGAGGUUCAAUUUCCUUAAAUACACUCGUUACACGGAUAGCUCGAUCAAAGUGUCAAACUCAAGGUCGGCGCCGACGUAAAUUAAAGACCAUCGACAUCGAUAGCCCUCGCUUAAGUGGUUUCAACCAGCGGCACUUUGCGCCGCCGGAGCAGAGGAUCGAGAGAGACGCGGCUGACGUGUCUUCGAUUACCAAUCGGCUCUAGAUCUCUCGAAUGCCGUCGAGAAGAAGUCGAUAAGGGCGCUCCACACGGGAGUCUUCCAAUCCUUAAGGGUAGAUAGAAAGACGACAGGGGGGGAGGGGAGAGAGCGGGAGAAACCUCUGAAAGCCUGUUCCUGAUCAAACUAUCGAGGCAAAUCCCCGAGGCGAGACGGUGCUUCGAAAGUCAUCUUCGCCGAAGAAUUCGCAGCGACGAGGUGAGCUCGAGGCGAGCUCGAGGCGAGACGAGAAACGUGCGAGAGAGCUACAGCUCAUAAGUGAUUAAAAAUAGUUCGGCGAAAGGUGCCCGUUGAGUUUGCGCGCAGUUGGCCAACUCGAUCGACGCGCAAUUUCACGAAGAUCGACGAGCAAGCGAAGAAUCAAGCCACGGCGAGCGAACCUUCGUUUCGGGCAAGCAGCACGGCGACGCUGAUAGACGGCGCUCUCGGAGCGAUACGUCUCGCAAGAUUAAUUCCGAAAGUGGCCGGAGCUAUUUCGAGCCGCGGUAGGAAUUGAGCGAAUCGAUCAAGGCGCAUUACCUUUGCUCAAAGAGCACCGGCCGCAUUAACAGGGACGGUUGACUUCGGAGACUUUAAGUGGCAGAACGAGUGGUGACCGGGCGAAAGGGGUGAAUGAGAAAAAGAGAAAGAGCGAGACAGUAUUCCGAGCGGAGAUAGAACAAGAACUCAGAAGAGGCGCAAGCGGAAUAAGAAGCGCGGAGAUAGCAGCUGUGUCGGACGGGGGUCUAUGGCGAUGAGACCGGAAGGUUAAUCUGGAAGGUUGGAUAGGGCGAAGAACGGAGAGGCUGAAGUAGCUAUCGCGACGGCGGAAAAAGUGGACCUUCGACCCGGCUGGAUGUGAGAAAUUGGAGGUGGGCUCGAGGAUGUGUGAAGACGAAUGCGCCGAAGAUAAGAGCCGGUUCAAGUGGAAGGCGAACGUCGAUCCUUGAACUCUGUUAUCCCAGCGAGAGGGAGCGUGCGCUCUCCACGUGCACGACGCGAUAAGAAUCGAAGUGCGUUUGUCUCGGGAGAUCCAAUCGAAAACGCAAGAGUACGUUUCGCGUGCCGGCCUCUCCUGCGAGAACUCGCCAUUGAGAUCUCGAUCGUCCGAGAGAGAGUUGCCGGGCAAGUCUUUCGAGGGAGGUCGUGUAUGCGCGCGCGAAUCGAUUAGAGUCGCAAACAGCCCGACAGUCGCCGAGCAAGUUAUCGCGGAAUUACCGGCGACUGAGGAUGCUAGCGGUGAGCAGCGAUUCCUCGGGUGCUAAUUAACCGGAGACGCGAGAUCGACAACGGAGGAUCAGCGAUCCUGUUGCACAUUCGGCCGUCCUACAUUCCGGUUGAAGGAAGUGCUGCGGGUGAGCCGGUGGGUGGAACGGUGAUGGCAUGAGGACAUUAGUGAGGACGCGCUGCGGGUCCAGCGAGGAGGAGGAUGAGGAUGGUGGUGGGCGUGAUGGUCCUUGGUCAGCUACUGACGAGGAUCCUGCUCGCGGCCCACGCGGGAGAUCGCCUCGCGGCAGCUCGCAGAAUUCUCAGAGACGUGCCGUUGAUAGAUGGGCACAACGACCUACCCUGGAAUAUACGGAAGUUUCUGAAGAACCAGCUGAGGGAGUUCAGGUUUGAUGACCUAAGGGACACCCAUCCUUGGUCACGAAGCGCUUGGAGCCAUACAGAUCUCAGGAGAUUGAAGGAAGGCAUGGUUGCAGCGCAGUUCUGGUCCGCGUACGUACCCUGCUCGUCGCAGCAUCUCGACUCAGUGCAGCUGGCCCUGGAACAAAUAGACCUUAUUCGUCGAUUGGUCAACAAGCAUCCCGAGAACAUGGUCCUCGUCACUACAGCGGAAGGUAUCGAGAGGGCGCACAAGGAGGGUAGAUUAGCGAGCCUGAUAGGGGUCGAGGGUGGCCAUGCCGUGGGGACAAGUCUGGCGGUGCUGAGGAUGCUGUACGAGCUGGGCGCCAGGUAUCUCACCCUCACGCACACGUGCAACACGCCUUGGGCAGACUGCAGCACGGCGGAUGAACCCGGUCAAGUGCCUCAAAUCGGUGGUCUCUCGAAUUUCGGCAAGAGUGUCGUGUUGGAGAUGAAUCGACUUGGGAUGAUGGUGGACCUCUCUCACGUCUCGGUGCCCACGAUGCUAGACGCCAUGGCGACGUCGAGGGCGCCGGUGAUUUUCAGUCACAGUAGCGCUCACGCUCUCUGCAAUUCCUCGCGAAAUGUGCCUGACCACGCGCUGCGACAUUUGGCGCAGACCGGUGGUAUAGUUAUGGUAUCCUUCUAUCCCCAUUUUAUCAGCUGCGGCGAAAAAUCGACGCUCGAGGAUGUGGCAGCGCACAUCAAUCACGUGCGGAAGAUCGCCGGGGUGGAUCACGUCGGUAUCGGAGCUGGGUACGACGGGAUCAAUUUGACACCGACGGGCCUGGAGGACGUCAGCAAGUACCCGGAGCUCUUCGCGGAAUUGCUAGCGCGUGGCUGGUCGGAGAGAGACAUUCAGAAGCUGGCUGGCCUGAAUCUUAUACGGGUGUUCAAGGCAGUGGAACAGACUCGCGACAACAUGGCCGCGGAAGGUAUGGAGCCACUGGAGGAGGAGAUCCCAUACGAGGACAUAAUCGGUCGCGAUUACUGUCGUUACAACAUAAAGGGCCUGAUGGCGCCUUAAGUCGUCGGAGUCCUCUCUUGGCGCGAGGAAGCAACGAGACGCCGCGGAGCGCAAACACGACGUUGGCGAUCGGGGCGGAAACAGAGAGAACGAAGCGAUCGAGAGGAAGAAAUAAGAUCACUGCCCCAGUGGGAGUAAAACUCACCCCUUACAACUUUACUCCAAGUUCGCGACCGCUCGCAUCUCCCAGGGACGGCUCGAUGUGUGUCCGCCCCCGCACACACAAAAACGAAUACACAUACACGCGCAAAUACACGUACUCUGUUCCUCCCCCAACUCCUCUUCCUCACAUACUCUCUUUCUCUCUCUCCCCUUUCGAUCCUCCUCGACGUUAUCCGCGAUUCUCAUCUUUGUACGUAAGUAGGUAGGUAAACUCGAUUUCCGCCAGAGAUACCGGAGCUGCGAGAGAUGCGAGUGCUCGCGAAGGAUAUCGAGCGAGACGGCCAAUGGCACGUCAGUACCGCGACCGGAGGUGCGAAGCUCCCGGCAAGAAUUGCAGCUGGAGCGAACGUGGGAAAUAACCGAGAUCUAAUUCGCGAUUUCGCCUCGAUGGCCCGCUAUCCGCGGCUAAACACGAUAGAUCCUCGUAAUUAUUGAUUGUCGCAAUGUGCACCAGUCGUUACCGUCGACUUUUAAUCGCGCGCUGUCUCUCUGACUUGCCAAUAUCUCGAACAAAAACUCGCUUAAACGUCAAAUCGGUUGUUAGGUUCGUGCACGCCACGAAGCUCGAUCCAGCCGUGGAUCGAUUCGUUCCGCGUCCACGAUCUUUAUCACAUUUAAUAACCGCGCACAGCCUAAUCGAUUAUCCACGAUAAUAACGGUAUGCUGCGUAUCAAUGAAGCAACGGUCUAUUAAUUUGAGACUAGCGUGGACAUUACUAUUGUGGCGCUAUUGAUUGUUCCAACGGGCCAUUGUCAAGCUACUGUAUAAUUUAUCAACUUACCCUAGAAAAUCAAAUAGUCAAACGACGAAUGCACGUCGCAAAAUUACGCCAUGUGCUUGGGCCAACUUGCGAGUCCCAUUCGACGGUAACGAAUUGCAGCGCCUUUCCCAUCACUGCCUCGUUUUAAUCAAUUCGUUAUUUACUUAUAUCAAACGGAACGCACAACGGCCUUUAUCCGCAGGCAUUGAUCACAGAGGAAUUACGCGACUGUAGAACGAUCGCGAGAAUCACUGUGGCGUACGAUCGUCCGAUUGUAGCGUUGCGGUACUGAUACGUGCACUCCGUCAUGCGAUGGUUGUAUGAAAGAGCGCGUGCCUCGCGUGCAUCGUCGACGAGAGGAGAGCUCGAUCGAGCUAUCGAUGCUGGCUGAAAAGGUAAGAGCUAAAAGCGAAGAGCGAAACAUCGAUCGGCACGACACAACGAGGCGAUUAAACGCACCUUAUCACUGCGAUACGAAGACCAACGCGUUUGUAUAAAUGUUUAACGAUUUAGCCACGGGCAUACUCGAUGUUAAAUUUGUACUCAGCGAUUUCCUCGUCGAAGCUGGAACCAAAAAAACACUGUCCUAGUCAAUAAUUAUAUUAUAUAUACAUCGCGACACACCGAUCACGUGCGACGGAAUAAUGGGCGACUGCUCCUAGUGCGAAUGGAGAAUCGUUUGAGGAUGUAAAACCGUACGAAAGAGAGCAAGAGAGAAAGAACGAGAGAGAGAGAGUGAGUGAGUGAAAGUAAGAGAGAGAAAGAGUGAGUGACGCAACGUGCGUGCGUGUGUGUGUGCGCGCGAAUGACUACACAACUUGUACAUACGGUACCUGAAGUCGAAAAAAAAAAAACAUAUUCCUCCAGCACGUCAAGCCGGCCAUGUUGGAUCGAAGAGCCAAGUCAGCCCGGGCAUCCUCGAUUCCACUUAAGCUACACCGACAUAAAGUCGCGUCGGGUAGGCAAAAUAUUUCGAUAUUCCGGCUCGUUGUCGUCGAGUGUAGGGAAGACCGGGUCUAGAUGGCCCCCAAGGGUCAUGUUACUCAUGUGCUUUUUUUAGUAUUUAUUUUGAGGAAAGCAGCGGAUAUAAAAUCGCGAAAUAAUUCUUUUAGAGUAUAGAUACUUUCGUCUGAGAGAAUUCCAUUAAAAUCGGCAUAAUAUUACAGUUGAAAAAUAGAAAAAAUUUGACUUGUGUAGUGCCACAGUAAAUUGUCGAGUCUUGAAAUUUUCUAGUAACAUUCUCCAUCGCGAAUGAAUAAAGUUAAGUGACGUGUUAUACCAGGUAGAAUGAAAUUUCUCGCAAGCGUAUGCUAUACUGUUGAUGAUGAUGAAAGCAAUUUUCAUUCAUAAAAUGAGUGAUAUCGAGUAUAUGGCCGGACGGGGUAAAAUUAGUCCAUAAUUGAGGGCCGACAGGAGGACCGUGGAGAUCUCUAGCGGAUCCUUCGGAACUACUAAGAUAUACAUUUUAUGUAUUGCCUUCUUUAUCCUGUGCUUCUGGGAAAUUUAACCGGGGCAAGGUAGACGCGUUGCUGUGUUUUUAUGUUGAUUAUUAUAGAAUAAAAUGCUUAUUAUAAAAUUUGGUUAUUACAAAACAAAAUACAGUUAACAGGGAUCGUAACAAACAUAAGCACAGAAGAAAGCUAUCAGAUUUAUGUAGUUAAUCACAACAAUUAGUUGUUUGAGAAGCUGUAGCUUUAUAAUUCUGAAAUAUGGAGCAUCUAGCCCCGGUCUACCCUACUCGGUGGUUUUUUUCAGGACUGAUCCUUUCCCCAGUCUCGCCGAUUCGAGAUGGUAGGCUUGACCAACAACGCGAUCUACAAAGAGCUACGAACGAGGGCUAAUCGCGAAGCGACGCGCCGAGUCGACCAAGUCGACGGACAAGCAUGUCGCUCGAUACUUGUGUGUAAGCCUUUCCUACGAUUUUGCACGAUCGAAGUUGAACGUCGAUACAUAUUACGUCGGCGUAUAUCAAAUUCAACGGUGAUUUUUUAAAUUCUAUACCGUGGCUACGCCACAACCCGUCGCCGCCACCGCCGCCGCCGCCGCCGUACGAUUCUGAGAAGGAGAGAGAAAGAGGUAGAGAAAGAGGACGCGGGAUUUUCUGUCUCGCGCAGUUUCGCUCUCGCACGCGCGGACCGUUUUGCACCGAAAUUUUAUCAUAGCGAAGAGCACCGGUGAAAAGCAUCGGAGCACUCGAACGAACGCAUCGACUUCCCUCGUGCCACGACGAUAUGGUCGUUAAUAACUCUCCAUUGAGCGGCUAUUUGAAUUCAACGCAAAUCACUCAGCACACGAGCGAUACACACCAAACGUCGGAAAUAUUCGCGCACGACUUUAUUCGGAACGAAGAAUUCAGUUACCUUUAAUCGGCCGAUAUUACGCUUCGUGGUACGCAGGUACCACGCGCCAUGAAACUGCGUGAAACCGCGUAGACGUCAUAUUUCGUUUAUUGUGUUCUAGCAAAAGCAACACGAUGCAGUCGAGAGUUAAUCAAACCGAUCGACCUAACGACCAUUCUCGUGCCGGCAGAAUAGGAUCGACGAAACGCGAGCCUCGUAACUUAAUAUCUUAUAAGGUUUCGAAAGCUACUGGUAUCCAAAAUAAAUCUACGGCAGGUCGAAAACGCCGUCGUUGCAAAAA
Molecule: messenger RNA, 7299 nt
Organism: Odontomachus brunneus
Lineage: Eukaryota; Metazoa; Arthropoda; Insecta; Hymenoptera; Formicidae
Product: dipeptidase 1-like
Exons: 11
Coding region: 2514-3737 (407 amino acids)
Biological process (GO): proteolysis
Molecular function (GO): metallodipeptidase activity
Source: RefSeq, a predicted model, not a curated record